UCGGAGAGGACGUGUGCGGACGCUCCGCUCGAGCCGCAGGAGGCAGGAGCCGCGACAGCGACGUUAGCUUUGUUCAGCAUCAGACAGAGGCGACUGACAGCACUGCGGCGGCUCUCUCGGCAUGAUGUGGCCCGGAGCCUUCAACUUGUUCUCGCGCUCGGCGCGCAACCCUGCGCUUCCCCCGAUGCUGCUGAUGCUGCUGAUGCUCUUGGUCCAGCUGCUGUGUGUGAGGAGUGCAGAGGCCACCCAGGAACCAGGAACCGUCAUCCCAGCCGAAAGUAGACCCUGUGUCGACUGCCACGCCUUUGAAUUUAUGCAGAGGGCACUGCAGGACCUCAAGAAGACUGCCUUUAACCUUGACUCAAGGACAGAGAGCCUGGUGCUGAGGGCUGAGAGGAGGGCCCUCUGUGACUGCAUGCCCACGAACACACUGAGCUGAAGGGAUGCAUCACACCUGCUCUGCUGACCCCCGUCCCCCAACCCUGCUGACCUCUGCACCUGUCCCAAUAAUAGCGCUACCCUCCCCAGCCCCCUCUCCAUUAUGAACAACACAGCUAGAUUGGCGCUCCCAAGGGUGUGCGUCCUUCCACGACUCGCCUUGUUGCAGAAACCCAUGGAUCCCCGUUAGCAGCGAUCCUUCCCUGCCGCAUGCACAUUCACACAAAUUAGUUUUCGUCUUAGGUUUGUUACUAUGUCUCGUAGUCUUCAGUGUAGGCUUCCCUACACCAUUCUCUAAGAACUUUAAGAGAGUAGCUCACUAGCAGAUAACACACGUUAAGUAUGUUAAUUAUACAGCACAUAAGAUAUGUUUGCAUAGCAGGAAGGAUUUCAGAUCUUUAAAAUAUAUUGAUAUUUUUGAUCAGAGUACUUGAAGAAAUCAUGGUAAGAAAAGCAGUGCUAACGUAGAAUUAACUUGUUUGUGUGGAUAAUAUUUUUAGGGGAAAUUAAGUCUCGAAAAAUGUUUAGUAUGACAUUUCGGCAUAUGAUAAAGUAGCGAAGCUAGUUUGUGAUGUAAGCUGUGACUUAAUUUGUAACUGAAAUUUUAUUUUUAAAGACAGUAAUAUUGCAUGAGAGGAUCAUUUUUAAAUAGAAAGUACUUAAUGUUGUUUAGCAAAAGUAAUUUUUUGUUGGAAAUGCGUGUUUCGUAAGCAUCUGGGAGAAAGGAGGUCAGUCUAUCUGCUGUUACAGUUCCAGUUUUGGAUACAUCAUGGCUCCAGUCAUCCUGAGGGAGUCCUUACAUUAACAAGUUCUUAGAAUGACAGCUGGACAAGUGUUGAUCCCAAACUCACUGUUCAUGUUUGAACAGCAAGGCAAGGAAGGGGUUGUAUACAUAGCUAUUAAAUAAAAAAAUUUUAAACACCGAUACUGUUUUCUCAGUGGUUUACACUUUGUGCACUUUGCUGGAUUUCUCAGUCAGCAUUGUUAGUAUAUCUUGUGGGGUCACCAUUAUUAAAACAUUUUAAUUGAUAUGGCUGAUUAUUUUGCUGGGUUUCCCAGUUUGGUU
Scleropages formosus (Asian bonytongue) is the source of this 1504-nucleotide messenger RNA. It is a transcript of the gene nicol1, whose product is annotated as NELL2 interacting cell ontogeny regulator 1. Bases 122 to 439 code for a protein of 105 amino acids. NCBI's taxonomy places the organism in Eukaryota, Metazoa, Chordata, Actinopteri, Osteoglossiformes, Osteoglossidae. The transcript is spliced from 4 exons. The record is from RefSeq and is a predicted model, not a curated record.